This is a messenger RNA of Salvia miltiorrhiza (redroot sage), 3926 nucleotides long. RefSeq names its product putative receptor-like protein kinase At3g47110. The coding region runs from base 27 to 3371 and encodes 1114 amino acids. The transcript has 4 exons. Gene Ontology annotation, biological process: protein phosphorylation. The record is from RefSeq and is a predicted model, not a curated record. Lineage: Eukaryota; Viridiplantae; Streptophyta; Magnoliopsida; Lamiales; Lamiaceae. Gene Ontology annotation, molecular function: protein kinase activity; ATP binding; protein binding.
UUAAUUCACACAAACAUACUAUUUGAAUGGAGACUCGUUUGUUUUCCUUUUCCGUUGCACUUUUCAUUCUAAACUGCCCUACACUUAGCUCAACCAAAAUAAUUUUGAAUUACUCCACUGAUAAACAAUCCCUUGUUUCCUUCAAAAGCAGCAUUAUUUCAGACCCCAAUUCCAUGUUGAUCAGCAACUGGUCCACCAACACCUCCAUCUGUGAGUGGGCCGGCGUCUCCUGCGGCCGCACACACCAAAGGGUCACCGCCCUAAAUGUCUCCGGCUUCGCGCUCCGGGGAAACCUCUCUCCACAUCUCGGAAACCUAACGUUUCUCCGAUCAUUGGACAUUAGCUCCAACAAUUUCUCCGGCUCCAUACCCUCUCACCUCACUAAACUACGUCGUUUAAAGUUGAUAAACGCGGGCUUCAACAACUUCACCGGAGAAAUUCCGUCGUGGCUCGGAUCCCUAUCCCAACUUCAACAUAUCCAUCUCAAUAAUAACACCUUCUCCGGAAAAAUCCCUCUUUCUUUCUUCAAUGUUUCAACCCUACAAACGUUGGAUUUCGGAAACAAUUUUCUCGAUGGAGAUCUUCCAAAAGAGAUUGCCAAUUUUUCUUUGCUGAAAACUUUGAACUUGGAGGGUAAUCUGCUUACGGGCUCUAUACCUUAUGGCAUCUUCAACAUUUCUUCUAUGGUAGAAAUAAAUUUUAGAAAUAAUAGCCUAUAUGGUGAGCUCCCUAAUGAUAUAUGCAGUAAUGCAAAUCCAAAACUCAAAAGAUUAGUCCUCGGAAGUAAUCUGCUAUUUGGGAGAAUUCCACCAAAUAUUGGCAACUGUAGAGAGCUGGAACAGCUAUGGUUAAUCGGCAAUAAUUUCAGUGGCAGUAUACCAAGUGAAAUUGGGAAAUUGAACAUGCUUACUGUUUUGUCUCUGUCGCUUAACCGUUUAACAGGUCCAAUGCCAAAGGAUGUUGGAAAUCUCACAUCCCUCCAGGUUUUAGGACUAAGUUCUAAUCAACUAGAAGGUGAAUUGCCAGAAGAGCUAGGUAAACUGGCAAACCUCGAGGAAUUUCUAGCACCCUUCAAUGAUCACUUAAACGGCUCUAUUCCAUCUUCUAUAUUCAAUAUCUCAACAUUGAGAAGAUUAUUUCUUCAACAAAAUCUCUUCUCUGGAAGUCUUCCUCCAGAUAUGGGGCUUUCACUUCCCAAGCUCCAGCACCUCUCCUUAUUCUACAAUAGACUCAGCGGGAAAAUUCCAAGCUCCAUCAACAAUGCUUCUAUGCUCACUCUCUUGGAAUUGAACAGAAACUCAUUCACCGGCUCUGUGCCCGUCUUGAGCAAUUUGCGCUACUUGGAACACCUUCGCCUCUGGGAAAAUAAUUUCACAGGAGCAGAAUUUCUGUCAUCUCUAACAAACUGCCCGUCUUUAUUGUCCAUAGAAAUGUCGUACAAUCCUCUAAUGGCAGGCAUUCUCCCAUCUUCAAUUGGGAAUUUCUCAAAAUCGCUUCAAAUUAUCACGGCCUCAUUUUGCGACUUUAGAGGCGGUAUUCCUUCUGGGAUCGGAAACUUGAGCAGUUUGCUGUAUUUGCAGUCAUCGGACAAUCAGCUCACAGGAUUCAUCCCAACAACUAUUUGGAAUUUGACGCAGCUCCAAAUAUUGCAUCUUGGUAGCAAUCAAUUGGAGGGGCAUAUCUCUUCUGAUCUUUGUCAGCUGCGUAAUUUGGGGGAGUUGAACUUGAGUGCAAAUUCCUUCACGGGUCCCGUUCUUGAAUGUUUGGGUGAGCUUCAAUCCUUAAGAAAAGUCUCCCUUGCUUUGAACAAGCUGAAUUCGACAAUACCUUUGAGCUUGUGGAGUCUUACUGACUUAGUGUAUCUAGAGUUGCAGUCCAACUAUUUGAGUGGUCAACUUUCACCGCAGGUCGGAAAUUUGAAAUCACUUUACUAUUUAGACCUCUCGUCUAAUCAGUUUUCAGGUGAUAUUCCAACCUCAAUCAGUCGUUGCCAAUUACUAACCAUUAUGUUGUUGUUUGAUAACAAAUUUGAAGGACCUAUACCCGAAUCCUUGGGGAAUAUUACUAGUUUGAAUGCACUUUACUUAUAUAACAACAGUAUUUCUGGAUCAAUACCUAAGUCACUAGAAGGCCUCAAGUUUCUUGAGUUCUUUAACGUUUCUUACAACAAAUUGGAAGGGGAGAUUCCAAAUGAGGGUUGCUUUGUUAACUUCACGGCUGAUUCUUUUGCUAACAACUCUGCUCUUUGCGGUGCACCAAGAUUUGAAGUUCCGCCAUGCCCAAAAAUAUCCAAGAGGAAUGAUGACCGUUUGGUGAAAUAUCUUGUGCCCCCUCUGGCUGCAGUUGUGCUGUUGGUGGUGAUCAUAGUUUUGUUGAUAAGGAGACACAGUCAGAAAAAAGUACCACCUCAUGAAGAUACGCAGGGAAUUGGUCUGAACAUUGAUUGGAGGAGAGUUUCAUAUUUGGAACUUCAGCGCGGGACUGAUUCUUUUAGCGAAUCCAACCUACUUGGAAGAGGAAGCUUUGGUUCAGUAUUUAAAGCAAUGCUUUCCGAUGGGAUAUAUAUUGCAGUGAAGAUCUUCAAUCUGGACUUGGAAGGAGCUACCAAGAGCUUCGACACUGAGAGUGAGAUACUGAGCGCCCUUCGUCAUAGAAACUUAGUCCGAAUAAUUGGUUGCUGCGUCAACACAGAAUUCAGAGCUUUGAUUCUUGAAUACAUGCCAAAUGGAACUCUGGAGAACUGUCUGCAUUCGGAGAACUAUUGCUUGGAUCUGCUGCAGAGUUUGCAGAUAGCAAUAGAUGUGGCGUCAGCCUUGGAAUAUCUUCAUCAUGGCCAUACAUUUCCCGUUGUUCAUUGUGAUGUAAAGCCAAGCAAUGUAUUGCUUGAUAAAGAUAUGGUUGCUCGUGUUGCUGAUUUUGGUAUUGCAAAGCUUUUUGACCAAGAGGAAGCCAUGGUUCUUACCAAAACCCUAGCCACCGUCGGUUAUGCAGCACCAGAGUAUGGAUCAGAAGGGAAAGUAUCCACAAGUGGAGACGUAUACAGUUAUGGAAUUUUGCUGCUAGAGAUGUUUACAAGAAAGAGGCCAACAGAUGAUAUGUUUAAUGGGGAAAUGAGCAUGAAAGAUUGGGUGAGUGAAGCAUUACAAGAGAGUGAAGUAGGUGAAAUUGUGGCUGAUGGUUUGCUAUGGAGAGAUGAUCAACAUUUUGAAUCAAAUGAGCAAUGUGUGUCAUCUGUUUUUGAUUUGGCUAUGAAAUGUUUAGUCUUUUCACCUGAGGAAAGAAUUAACAUGGUCCAAGUUGUGGCUGCUCUUCACAAAAUCAAUUCCAAAGUUGGAGCAGAAAGGGUCAGCCAUAUGCAUAACAGGCGAUGAUUAGUUUAUAUAUUGUAAUACAAAUAAUCACUACAAAAAAAUAAGUGAUUACCGGCGGCAUAUCCCGCCGGUAAAAAAGGGACGGCCGCCGGCGAUUCAAUUACCGGCGGCAUUACCGGCGGCAAUCUACCGCCGGUAUUCAUCUCGUCGGAGAUGUGAAUCCCGGCGGUGAUGCUCAGCCGCCGGAGAUUUGCGGCGGCCCAACCGCCGGUGGAGUUUCUCGGGAAGCUCAGGUGGUCUCCCGAACGUUUACCGGCGGUCAUUGCCGCCGGUAAUCAGCGGCGGCUAUAUGCCGCCGGUAAGCAGCGGCGGUAUCUUUGCCGCCUGUGAUCACCACCACUACACCGAGACUGCCGCCGGUAAAUCCUGCCGGUAAAUCGGCGCUUUUUUGUAGUGAAUGGUCCAUAGAUUCCAAUUUACAAUAAGGUGCUGUUGUAUAUAUGUGGUCCAUUAAUUAAUAUAAUUCCGACGCUUUUAGUCUGCAUAUAAAUUGAAGGGAUUUAUAGUGCUAGACUGCUAAACAAAGAUAAAACUAUAAAUGCUUAUAGUUGUGGA